UGGUAAUGUUUGCUAAAACUAUUUAAAUCGAAUAAGUAAAAGAUGGUUUUAUAUUGAUCGUUCGUUUUAGAGAACUAAACAGAAAGUAUAAUAUACUCUUUUUAUCUUUGGGCAAAAGGAAGCAAGGCACGAAAUCAUCACAAAGGAAGACAAAAGUAGACAAUACAAGAACUUUUGAUAGGUUUAUUAAAGGUUUUGCUUAGAAAAACAAGAGAAUACGCUGUGAUGAAUGCUACUCAACUAGAAACCUUUGAACGCUUUUUCUAUCAAGUGUAUGGAAAUGGUACAGUUGGCAAUGGAACGCAUUGCUAUUUGUGGAGACAACAUAACUGGCCAAGCAUAACAGAAGAAGGAACCGUUUUGGAUGGAGUGAAUUGCGAUAGUCCAGUGAAGAAAUUGGCAGGGCAUGGGGCUGUUGGGAUCGUGUCCGCAUGCUUGGGUUUCCUGUUAAUCCCAUUUCUUUUAAUGAACAUAGGAAAAUUUAAUGUCCCCGGAGCACAAAAGGGUUUCCAGAGACGAGCCGAAUUCUACUGGAUGAUUUUAUUGAUCCUGGUGUUGGCGGUCUCAGGGUUUGCAUACAUAGAUGUGGAUCGAAAUCCGGUUCAAGGUUUGUCGAUGUGCAUAUUCUCAUUUUGCUUUCACUCGAAUGUACCGAUUCUAGUGUUGGUGUAUUGGCACUAUGUGAGUACGUUUGGAUUUAUACGCUGGCGAGAGCUGACGGUAGUCGGACGAGAAGCAGAUGGCAGUGAACGAAGAAAAAGGAUAGAGACAAUGGAAUACGGAAUGCCAAUUGUGAUGUAUAUACUGUCGAUGCUGGGAUUCUUACUGGCCGGGUUUCAUUCUUGGGCAAGAAUAGCGCGGGGAGAGGCAGCAGUCGCGACGGACGCACGAUUUAAGGCAUCAGCGGUGAUCAAUUUAUUUGGAUUAGGAUGCUGUGUGGGAGCAUUUUGUGUAUAUUUGAAAGAGUAUGGACGUGACCGAAGAAAACGAUGGAUGAGCGUUUAUAUGGGAGGCCUGAUGGUGCUCCUACGAGGUGUGUAUGGAUGUAUUUCCAGCUGGAAAUACAACUGGAAUGCGAGCAAUCCAAAAGUGAACCCAGGGAUAGCAUUCGGACUUGGAUAUGUGCCGGAACUUAUUGUGGGAACAGUGAUUUGUUUGUAUGGAGUAUUAUCGCCAGGAAUCGCUGAAGUGGAGCGACUUGCAGUGGAGGAAGAAGAGCAAGAGAGAAUUACACAAACAACGAUGGAUCGUAUGCAAGUAGCAUCGACGGAUUCGACCUGGGGAAGACGGCUUCCUGCGGCGGCGCCCGCGGCCGCGGCCUCGACGGUAUCAAUGCCACCUCCUCCGUAUCAAGAAGUAUUCGCAAAUGAUAGUGAGGAAGCUGAAAAAGAAGAGCAAAUGGAGGUGACGAUUAAUAGAAUGAACUAGAGGAUAAUUGCAUAAACAAGAACGUUCAUUUCUCCAUAAAAGCAGCAAAGCAGACUAGUGAAU
Molecule: messenger RNA, 1491 nt
Organism: Schizosaccharomyces cryophilus OY26
Lineage: Eukaryota; Fungi; Ascomycota; Schizosaccharomycetes; Schizosaccharomycetales; Schizosaccharomycetaceae
Exons: 1
Coding region: 226-1428 (400 amino acids)
Source: RefSeq, a predicted model, not a curated record